Cheilinus undulatus (humphead wrasse) is the source of this 3193-nucleotide messenger RNA. RefSeq lists its product as uncharacterized. The coding region runs from base 67 to 1833 and encodes 588 amino acids. The record is from RefSeq and is a predicted model, not a curated record. Lineage: Eukaryota; Metazoa; Chordata; Actinopteri; Labriformes; Labridae. The transcript is spliced from 4 exons.
AUUUUCCUAACACUAGACCCUGAGAGGCUCCAACACAGAUCCUGACCUCUCAUUGCUGAUCACAUCAUGGAUGCUGCUGAAGAACUUGUUGACAAGAUCCACUUUUUAGCUGAUCUGCAGAAAGAAUGUGCUGGUGAAUUUAUUCUGCUAGCCGCUGAGCUUGAGCAGCAGAGACUGGGUGUUAAUAAAACACUUGUGGCUGGAAGUGUUGUGUCUGUAGUUGGCUCUGCUGCACUGUUAACAGCAGCAUUCUGCACAGGAGGCACAAUAGUCCCUCUCCUGGCUGUCACAGGCAAAACUGCUUCAUUACUGGGUUUGAGUAUCAAUGUGGGUUCAGAGGUUGUAGAUGCUGUCACCUCAGAAGAGUCCAAGAAAGAGGCAAAGAUUUCAGAGAAGCUCAGGAGAUGUGAAAAAGAAAUCCAGGCACUUAUGGAGGAACUGGCAAUGGAAGCUGAGCGCUUAAAAGUUUCUCGCGAAGAGUAUGUAACAGAUCGAAUCCUAAGAGCCAUGGCAAGGCGCUAUGGGCUGAAGGUAGAUGUGAAUGUCAGCUUCCUGAAAUUGGUAGCAAACUUUGUAAAAUCAGACCUUUUUUUGGGUACAUGUUUUCGUCUAGCAGGCUCAUUUGUUUAUAAGUUAGUUUUAAAAUUCUUACCAAAAACGGCACCUGCAGGGAGAAAAGCAAUCUCUAAGGUGGUGAAGUCUUCAGUGGCAUCCACAGCAUCGAAACAAGCCAUGAAGGCAGCUGGAUCAAAAGCUUCAGGAAAGGCACUCAAAUAUGCCACACGUGGAGCUUUAGGAAUUCUGUUCUCAGGCUCUGAGCUGAUUUACAACUGUGCUACUGUAAGCAACUGUGAGACAGAGAGCAGUAAGAGGUUCAGGGAGAUGGCUACAGAGCUGACGACAUCCUCUGGAAACAUUAAGAAAGAACUUGCUGCACUUGAAAAAAUGUGCAAGGAGCUGGCAGAAGUGAGGGACUCCAUCGGAAACAGCAACAGGAGCUCCAAGGAAAAACAGACACUGAUGGAGUUUGCACUGAAACACUGCAAAGACAACACUGUGCAGAAAUGGCUGAAGGAAAAUUCAGAGUCCAGAGCUUUCUUCAAACUUGUUGACAUGUUUUGUUUCCUACACGAGGAAAUCAAUAAGAAAAGAACGAAGAUAGACAAAGAGAACAUUGACAUCACCUUUCUUGCACAUGGAUGCAUUAAAGAGUCCAUGAUCCAAGCCAGCUGUCUGCUCCCUCUGCCCACAAUCGAAGAUGUGAUCCUCUAUUCUCCAUGGAACUGCCUUCUCAUAGCUGAUGCUGCAUAUGCUAUCGCCACAGGACGCAUAGAGCCUCAGCACAGGAUCUUUGGCUGUAGAAAACAUAAAGGCUGUGAAAUUCCAGAUAAAGACCACCAGCCCACCAACCUACACAACCACUGGAACUCAAUGAAGAAGGCGGGAGCCCAGAAGAUCCCAAACAUCCAUGUAAGUCCCCUGACUACAGACGAUGGCGCGUGGAAACGGGUUGUUGAACUACAAGUUCAACAAGGUCAACCUGGGAGGAACCGUAUCCUUGUUCCGUACAUGCUGCCAGGAGAGACUGGUUCUUCAGACACAAUCCCAUUCUAUGUUGUGACUCUGGCCCUAUCUAUGGUGCUCCACUUCUCCAGUUUGAAAGCCACUGUCCACCUCGCUGCCUGUCUGGGUAGAGCUACAACACUGUCUGAUCAAGAUUACCUGGACGAGCAGUACUGCUACACUAUUGACGGCACAUUCAUGACAUCAUUGCUGAAAAUGUUGAAUAAUAAUGACCUCAGUGGAUUCUUUAAAGCUCUGACUCAUUGUUAAACUCUUUUCACAUAUGCACACAACUUCUGAAAAGUUCUUGGAUUUCCCAGAGCUGAACUACAUGUGUGAACACAAACAGUUGAAGUUUUCAUUAUUUAGCCCCCAACAUUUUUUGGCAUGAAGUCCUGUGAGCUGAUGUGUUAAGUGGCCUUAAAAAUAUUCCCAAAAUUAACCAAAGAUAAAACACAGUCCUAAAAUGAUCUCCAUGCACAUCAUUUGACUUCCUCAGUAUUCUUGCCAGAAUGUUCUCGGCUCAGUUGCUGGUAUUGUGAUCUUGUUAAACUGUGUGUAACACUGAUGUGAAAGAAAAAAGAGACGCCAUUAUCAUAUAUUGUAAUUCUGUUUGUUUAGUGUUUUUUUUUUUUUUUUUACAAGUGUAAAGAUGAAAACACUGUUAGACCUGUUUUUUUUUUUUUUAUUGAGAUCAUUUUGCUAUCGAUGUUGUACAGAAUGCAGAGAAAGGUUUCUUUAUCUUCACCAAUCAAGUAUGUUUUUCCAUUUAAUUUUGUUUUUCAAUCCAUUUUAAUGUACAUUUAUUUUCAGUCAGGAACACUCUCAUUUUGCAUCAAAAAAUGUUCUCUGGGUUAGUCAAGCAGCAUGCUUUGAAUUUCCAGUGAUACAUUUAUGACAAGGUAAACUGAAUACAAUCAAAUGAGUUCAUAAGCAAUUAAUCCAUAGUAGCUUGAAUCUGAAUUUGAGGGUGUAACAAGCUUUAUGCUUUAAAGGAGGAGGCUGGGGUGGAGGAGGUUAACUUACCCAGCAGCAGUGUGGUGCAUCAGCAUUAAUGCAAGCAGGGAUUAGUGAGAAGUAUUUAAAUACGCCGCUGUGUUGAGAGAAAGAGCUGUGAUUGGCUGUGGGAGCUGGGAGGCGAUAAUCAGGAUCAGCUGGCCGUCAGCUGGGUGUAUGACCACUUUGUCCUCCAUGUUCCCACGCUAGGCUUCAUUUUUGUUGCUACUCUCCUAUGGCUGGAUUUUAUAAAACUUUUACAGUAAUGGAUAAAACUAAAAAGAAGGGGUAAAAAAGUGAAAUAAAAGUACUGAAUGAUUAAUAAUUCAAUUAAAAUGAUAGUUUUUUUGUCAGUGACAUAAAUGUAAUGUAGCCUUCGCUGUGAAAAAGUCUAUAUUGUUUUUUUGGUGUUUAAAUAUUAUAUUUGUACGCUUUGUUUUACAUUUCUACUGCUAUUGAAAGUGUAGGGUUUUUUCUAAUCAGUGAUUAUCUUUGUCCAAAUUUAAGAUUAGUUUAGCUUAAACUAGUUGAUUUAUGUUUUCUCCGGAGGUGCUGAUUUCUGAUGUGUUCUCUUCAUUUUUUUCUCACAAUAUGCAGAUGGUUUUUGAGAUUGUAUCAUUCACUUAAAUCUUAU